UAUUCUAAGAAUAUUAAAUAUAUAUUUAAUAUUCUUAGAAUACGCUUAGGAUAUUAAAUAAAUAUCACGCGCUUAUAGGGAACUUCCUUUUUCUUUUUAUAUGUAUAUAUCAAACACAGUGAAACCAGUAUAAAUUGAUACAAACUAAAUUGUGUUGCGUUAUCGCCAUCCGCAUCGUAUAUCUCCAUCAUGAUAUGGGCCCAGAAUUCGUUUCGGCACUGCACGUUGCGUAAAGGAAAAGUGAACAAAUUCUAAUCAAGAUGGCCGCAGCACAUGGGAAUCAGAGUAUCGAAAAACUAACUGAAGAAAACUAUGAAUCAUGGAAGAUUUAAAUGAGAAGCGUACUGGUAUGUAACGAUUUAUGGGGUUACGUGAAUGGUGCCACGAUAAUGACUGAUGAAAAUACAGCGGCCUGGACAGUAAAAAAUUAGAAGGCGCUGGCAUUAAUAGUGUUGAGCAUGUCGCGUGGACAAUUAAAUCACGUAAAAAGAGCCGAGACAUCGAAGGCCGCGUGGGAGGAACUCAAGCGCAUUCACGAAUCGAAGGGAUCGAUUAGAAAAGCCACGUUUUAUAAACAAUUAUAUCGAAUGAGAAAAGACUUGGGAAUUACCAUGAACGCGUACAUAAAUAAUUUUACUAACAAAGCCGAACAGUUGAUCGAGACGGGAAUCAAAAUACCGGAUUAUCUUUUGUCGAUAAUGUUAUUAUUUUCAUUACCCGACGAUUUCGAAAACUUUAGCAUAGCGAUAGAGUCUCGCGACGAAAUUUCGAAUAUGAAUAGCUUGAAGGCCAAACACUGGAAAAGGAAACGCGCCAAGACAAACGAGCGGGAAGAAAGGAUUCGGGAAAAGGACAGAAUAACAACGCAUUAUUUUCUUGCGUACAUGUUUGUGACAAACAAAGACAUAUAAAUUUAGCAGAUAAAUCUAUGAAACAAAAUCGAAAACAAUUUAUCGGAAAGUGUUUCAAUUGCGGUAAAAUCGGACAUAAAAGUACCGACUGUCGCGUAAAAAUGAAACACGGUGAAACGAAUAGCAAAAAUUAUACUAUGACCGCUAUAGUAUGUAAUACUAAAGUUUCGAAAUUUAGCGAUUGGUUUCUUGAAAGCGGCGCGACGCGUCACAUGCGUAACGACUAUCGAAAAUUUACAAUGUUAAACGAUACAGAACGAUCGAAAGUGUUUACAGUAGCGGGACAUUGUUUAGAUUCGUCAAGUAUGGGCGAAAUUAAUUUGGAAGUGAAAAAUCGUGGUUCAAAAAACACUGUAAAGCUAAAAAAUACAAUGUUAAUUCCCGCGCUAUAAAAUAAUCUAAUAUGAGUUUCUAUGAUCACAGACAAUAGAUACACCUUGGUAUUUGACAAAAAUAGCGCAACGAUAAAACGCAGAGACGGAUCCACAGCUUUAAUAGCAACGAAGAGGAAUCAACUCUACACAGUAAACAAAAUGAAAAAUCACGCGACGGUGUUUGUAAAAUUAACGACGAUAAAUUGACUCGUUGGCAUCAAAGGCGACAAUUAUUGAAGUUGGUAAAGACCCAAGAGGCAAAUGACUCCAGAAGCACUAAGGAUACCAGCAACGAAUCCAUCGAUUUUCAGAAAUCGGUGGGAUCACUCCCCAAAACGAUGGAUUCGAAAGUUAGUACCCAAAUAACGCAGUGCCUGGAGUCUACUUUAAAUACAGGUAUGUGUUAUCAAAAUGUCGAACUUUGCGAAGAUAACAAUAAUUAUGUUAUCGAAAAUGGCCUUCUGGAUACAAAUCGUAUCCAGGAAAGCAUGCCUGAAGGCCAUCGCGUUGUCGAUAUAUCUUUUCUGUGGAAUGAAAUUCACAGAACAUUUGCUAACCAUGCGCAAGAAAUAGAAUGCCAAUUUAAAGAUUGGAAACUCGUAAAUUCUCGUCGGCGUGGGUUAAUGACGCAGUUGUUCUUCAAGUGCCAAAUGUGCAAUUAUGAAGCCAACAUCUGGUCAAAACCUACAGAGCCGGAAACAUUGGACAUUAAUACGGCCGCUAUAGCAGGAACUGUUACAGUGGGAAUUGGUUAUGCCCAGCUGGAAGAGCUAUGUGCAGCCAUGAAUGUUCAUUGUAUGUCCGAGCCAACUUAUAUCAAAUAUAGAAACAAUUUAGUCGAUGAUUUUGAAAAAACAGCCAUGGAAAAUAUAAAAAUGGCUGGCGAAGUUGAAAAGCAACUCGCUCUUGAGAAAAACAAAGUUAUAAAUGGUAUUCCGUAUAACUCCGUAUAUAACAGUUAUAGCAAAUGUUGGAUGAAGAAAUUGUACGGCAACGCCUGCGACUCUCUUUUCGGUAUUGGAGCCAUAAUUGGUUACCGCACGGGAAAGAUUCUCUUCGUCGGUGUCCGCAAUAAAUUUUGUACGCUAUGUGAUGUGGCAGAGCAAAAAGGUAUUCAACCGAAAGAUCACAAAUGCUACAAAAAUUUUGAUCGGAACACAAGCUCUACAAGCAUGGAGAGCGAUGUCAUCGCGGAAGGUUUUAAAUGUAGCCUCGAAAUGCAUGGUCUGAUUUAUAAAACGGUUGUUGCCGAUGGUGUCAGUAGCGUUUAUCAGGCCAUUGUUGAUAACAGACCAUACUGUGACUAUAUAGUGACAGUAAAAAAAAUAGAAUGCACCAAUCAUUUGCUUCGCAAUUUAUGCAAAAGGCUAAAAGCUGUGGCUGAGAUGACUCAGCCAAAAAUGCAUAGAUAGCGUGGCUUUGUAGAGGUACGAAAUGUUGUACAAAACAACAUUUUAAAAAUACGGAAGGAAGUAAAGGUAGCAGAAGUUACCGCUGAUCUACAACUGCCUGGGGAGGCCUCAACUCUUGCAUCUUUCAGC
Messenger RNA from Formica exsecta, 2826 nucleotides. RefSeq lists its product as uncharacterized. NCBI's taxonomy places the organism in Eukaryota, Metazoa, Arthropoda, Insecta, Hymenoptera, Formicidae. The coding region runs from base 1624 to 2697 and encodes 357 amino acids. The transcript is spliced from 2 exons. The record is from RefSeq and is a predicted model, not a curated record.